Molecule: messenger RNA, 1383 nt
Organism: Alternaria atra
Lineage: Eukaryota; Fungi; Ascomycota; Dothideomycetes; Pleosporales; Pleosporaceae
Exons: 3
Coding region: 1-1383 (460 amino acids)
Source: RefSeq, a predicted model, not a curated record
AUGAAAGAAAAGAUCGAAGAAAAACUCAAGUCUGUUCUCCACAGGAGGAAGAAGUCGACACCCACGCAAUCUCCUCGCGCCUCGUACGAACAGUCCGCGGAGACAAGCCCGCGUACUGAGCAGCACCCUGUCUCACCUCGCAAUCGUCGCCAACAACACUCCGAAAUCAUCAACGAUGCUUUUCACCCGGACACUCGAGGGCAACCACGGGACUCUGCCUACCAUGACGGACGCGCAAAUCAUGCCGUGGCAUCGCCCAACACAGACCUCAAUGGAUCCAUUGCAGAUGACUACAGAUCUUAUCUUCCUGCUUUAGCUUCUGAAGAUGAUCCAACAGCCGAGCAAGGCGUACCAGACAGACAUCUUCGUUAUAGGCCAUCGAGCGAUGCCGAGCGCUUGAAGCCUCUCCCCGCCAUACCAAAUUCCUCUAGUCAUCACCACACUGAUCACCCAAGGCGAUCCAUCGAUACCGGUGGCCUUGGCAGCACAAUACGUGCAGCACUAUCCGAACCCCCCAGACACCAAGUCAGCGAUGGCGGCUUUGAAAAUAGCAUUCGAUCGCACGGAGAGGGCUUUCCGAAUGAGAAGCAUGGCCUGAAGAAGAGUGACCAUCCUGUGCGAGGAUCCACCGGUGAUGAUGCGCUGGCUGUAAAGCCUGUCCCAGGCCUUGCGAUUACGAAGGACAACCAGGGCACGGAUGGUGGCCAUGAUUGGAAAGUGAAACAACAAGCGAUGCUUGAAGGCGUUGUGGAUCUCAAAGAUACUGUGGAUAUGGAUCGGGACAUUGCAUAUGCUCCGGCUGUUACCCACGAGAUCAUCAAGCCACACGAGCACGAGGUCAUACAGCAACGAAUCCACCGCGAGAUUCACAACUAUACAUAUUACCACCGACUGCAGCCAGUUCUUCAGACCGAAGUCCUCCCGCCUCGUCACUUCAUUCCCAACCCCGAUGGAGAGGGUUUGAUCGAAAUCUCUGCCGACGAGUUGCCAAACCGCACUGGCAAGAACAGAUGGUGGGAUAUAGUUCAGAAAGAGCCAGCGCUUCCGGCAACUCCAUUCGAAUGGCGCACAGAGCCGCAGAUCAUCGAGGGAAAGCCGUACAUAACCGAAGAGGGCUUCGAACGUAGAGAGACGACUAUCAUCUAUCCACCAACACUAGACGAUAUGUCGCGCUACAGUGGAUUAGUUCAGCCCGUACACUUCGAUCACAAAACUGGGGAGCGUUGGUUGGGAGAAUUGACGACUGUAGAGAAGUUGAACCGGGAACUGAGCCGACAGGAUGACGAGGAUUUCAUGACUAUGAAGGACAUUACCGCAGACCUGCCGAAAGUUUCAUCAAGUCCCUCUGUCAAGCGAAAGCCUGUUGGUCGCGACUCUCUCUAG